Melitaea cinxia (Glanville fritillary) is the source of this 4038-nucleotide messenger RNA. RefSeq lists its product as uncharacterized. Bases 1 to 4038 code for a protein of 1345 amino acids. The transcript has a single exon. NCBI's taxonomy places the organism in Eukaryota, Metazoa, Arthropoda, Insecta, Lepidoptera, Nymphalidae. The record is from RefSeq and is a predicted model, not a curated record.
AUGCCCCCCAAAAUCCUACCUUACGCCCGAGUCGACCAUCAGACCUCGUGGGGGGCGGGCAACGUAUACAAUGAAAACUUAUACGGCCAACAAGGUUCAGGUAAACCCAGUAAAAUGGAGAGUUUUAUUAAUGAUGAACGUAUAGAGCCGCUUCCCGGGGGUGAGCGCCGGGGCACGUUUGGAGCUGACGCUGGACGUGACAGCAUGCAAACCGUCAGCGGCUCUUUGCUGAGCAGGCGGGCGAGAGCCGGGGGACCCGAAGAUACUACAGCCGACCAACGGGGCGGGGAGGGGACGGAUGAUGUUUUGCAGAGUAGGGCUUCGCCUACAAACUCUGUCGGCUCAUCUGCAUCGACCACAAAUAAAGCAGUAAGUGAUGACAGAAGACGCAAGUGGUCAACAGAAGAGCUUGAAGAACUCAUGUUCUGUUACUUCAAGGCUAGAUCAGGAGGAGCCGGGUACAUAAAUAGAUUAGAAGAACUUUUUGCUGCAAGAAACCCUGAAAAUCCAAAAAUCCUAAAAUUUUACGGAAACACUUUAGCCAACCAAGCUCGUAGAGUUAUCAAACAAAAUGUUAUUUCUCAAGAACUACUCAACCGCAUACAAAAAAGAGCUGAAGGAAUAGUUACUACAGAAAACAUAGAUCAUUUUUCAACACCAAGCCACAUAGAACAUACUCACAUUCAAAGUGAGGAAUCGGGUAUAACUCAAAUACAAACACUACAUGAUCCACCAUCUAAUAACACACAACCUACAUCCAUAGAAAGAGCUGAAGAAAUAGACCAGUCGACACGAAAUAUAGUAGUAGAUGAGAAUCAGGAACCAAUAGUUUUACAAUUCUUACAAACUUUAGCUGAAAUUAAAGACAUUCCCAUUGAAGAACGAUUAUUCCUACCUAAAGCUAAAAUAAACAAAAGUUUCAUCGAAAAUCUAAACACACUCAAUAAAUACCUACCUAACCUACUAGUAACUAACAAUAGUCUACGUGAAAUAAACAACAUAUUGUACGCAACUGCUAAAACAUUAAUAGUAAACAAUAAUCAAAAUCCGUAUGCACCUACAAUAACCAUAAAACCAAAGCGUGAUCCACCUUGGAAAAAACGAAUACAAAUCAGAAUAGAAAAACUAAGAAAAGAGCUAGGACAACUAAUAGAGAUAGAAAGAGGAAUCAAUACAAAUAGAAUGAGGAAAAUCAGGGACAAAUUAUACACAAAACACAAUAUACGAAGUGAAAAUGAUCAUAAGAAUACAGCUGAAAUCAUCAAACAAAGAAUCAAAGCACUAGCAGGAAGAAUAAAAAGAUACGAAGAAAUGAAUACAAAAAAAGAACAGAAUAAAUUAUUUGCCGAAAACGAACAUAAACUAUACAGAAGCCUGGGAAGUAAUACCGCAAAAGAUAUAAAAAUACCGAGUAAAGAAAAUGUAGAAGAAUUCUGGAAAUCAAUCUUAUCAAACCCUCAACCAUACAACGCGGAAGCUAAUUGGAUUAAAGAAAUAGAAACAAUGUCAAACGAAGUAAAUACAGUAGAUUCAGUAGAGAUUACAGAAGACCAAGUAAAAUUUGCCUUACGUAGAAUGCACAAUUGGAAAUCACCGGGCCUAGAUCAAAUUCAAAAUUAUUACAUAAAAUAUCUGACCAACGUACACAAAUACUUGGCCUCAUUAUUUACAAACAUAGUCUCAAGAACAGAGCCAGUAGAAGAGUGGUUCACGACAGGUAAAGUUAUACUGGUACCUAAGAAUGAAAACACCGAGGACCCGAAAAACUGGAGACCUAUAGCGUGCUUACCAAGUAUGUACAAACUUCUUACUUCUGUAUUAGCCAACGUUCUAUAUAACCAUUGCCACAAGAAUAACAUCAUUUCAGAAGAACAAAGGGGAUGCCGCCGUGGAGUCAGGGGUUGUAAAGAUCACCUAAUGGUCAAUAAAGCUAUAUUAGAGGAUGCACACCAAUCCCAAAAGAAUCUUAGUAUGGCGUGGAUAGACUAUCGAAAGGCUUUUGAUAGUGUUUCACACGAAUGGCUUCUCAAGCUGCUUGAUGUCUAUAGAUGUCCUCCUGUGAUUAAGAGAUUUCUUAUUUUAGCCAUGCCAUCCUGGCGAGUGAUCAUGACAGCCCGUGGCUCGCACGAGUCAAUAACUACCGAACCGAUUUAUAUCAGACGCGGCAUUUUCCAGGGCGACUCCCUUUCUCCGUUAUUGUUCUGCUUAGCAUUAAACCCUCUUUCAUUCGUACUCAAUAAGUAUGAAAUGAAAGGCUACAAACUCAAAGAUAGCAUCUGGAUUAAUCAUCUCUUAUAUAUGGACGAUCUCAAAAUAUAUGCAAACAAUAGAACCAAUUUAAAAGUAUUACUUGACAGUGUGGAGAUAUUUACAAGCGACAUAGGUAUGAAAUUUGGUUUGGAGAAAUGCAACGUAUUACAUUUAAAUUCAGGACACAGAAACAUAGCAUUAGGUGGUGGGUACAUACUUCUGAGUGGCGAAACUUUCAAACAACUUGCAAUAGAUGAUAGGUAUAAAUAUUUAGGAGUACAUGAAUCUGGAAAAAUAGAACAUAGCGUCAUUAGAGAACAGAUAAGUAAAGAAUAUUUAAAAAGAGUCAAAAAGCUACUUAACACACACUUGAAUUCCCGUAAUCUCAUCAAAGGUAUAAACACGUACGCUGUUCCGGUUUUACUUUACUCUUUCGGUGUAAUUAACUAUAAAAACAGUGACCUAAAGAAAAUAGAUGUCAAGACUAGAAAACUACUAGCGAUUAAAAAAGCACAACAACAGAAAGCAGAAGUAGAAAGACUGUACUUACCAAUAAAUCAGGGAGGAAGAGGGUUACUAAAUGUGGAAUACAUGUAUAAAACACAAAUUGUUAAAUACAAGCAAUAUCUAAAAGCAGAAAGCGAUCACCUAAUCAAAGCAAUAGUACAGCAUGAUACAAGUAGGGAUAGAUAUUCAAUAAUAAAGGAAGCACAAGAAAUAGAAAGAGAACUACAUCUACCUCAAGGAAAUGCACUAACAGAUGAAGAAAUUAGGAAAUCCACAGUAAAUAGGCACAACGAAAUAUGGAGAAAUAAACAGCUACAUGGUCAAUUUCCCAAAAAAGUCUUAGAUCAGGGUAACAUAGACAAGGAACUGUCAUUUAAAUGGAUUAAGAAACAGCAGAUAUCUCCAAGCAUCGAAUCCUCAAUAUUUGCAAUACAGGACCAAGCAAUUAUGACACGACAACACCAACGUGACAUACUUAAGGAGCCAGUAGACGGCAAGUGUCGGCUGUGUGCAAGCAAAGAUGAGACCACUCAGCACAUAAUAUCUGGUUGUGAAAAACUGGCAGGGACCUAUUAUGUUAAACGACAUAAUAACCUUGUCCAGUACAUCUACUGGUGCUUGGCUCGACACCAUAAAAUGGAAGUUUCUCACUUAUGGUGGAAGGAAACACUGACUCAACCACAAGUAAAAGAAAAUAACUCAGCCAAAAUUAUGUGGGAAAUCCCUGUUCAAACUGAUGUCACCAUAACGCACAAUAGACCGGAUUUAAUUUAUACAAACAAAGAUAACAACAAAACUUACCUAAUAGAUGUAACUGUACCGUCAGAUUAUAACAUCGGAGCCAAAGAAAUUGAAAAAUUAAGCAAAUACCACCUACUCAAAACUGAAAUCAGCCGUUUGUGGAACACACAAACGGUUGUCAUUCCAAUAGUAAUAGGAGCAACAGGAGUAGUAGCUAAAAGCAUAAAAAAGUACUUAGAACAGCUAGAUUCCAACAUUGACGUUAGCAUUCUUCAGAAACAAGCAGCCAUACAUACAACAAUCAUACUCAGUAAAGUACUUGGAGACACUGUUUUCGUACACAAUAUACAAGACCCACUUUCACAAAAUACACAACUAUCAGUAGAUAGAGACACGCAGCAAUCACCAGACACACAGCAGUUAGCAGACACACCACACUCUCUCAACACAACUCAUGAACCUAUCACAAACAAUUUACAAAGACGAGGAAGAGGUAGAGGAAGGAGAAGAAAUGGCGCGCAACGUGCGCGUAUAGAAUAG